Molecule: messenger RNA, 4497 nt
Organism: Vicugna pacos (alpaca)
Lineage: Eukaryota; Metazoa; Chordata; Mammalia; Artiodactyla; Camelidae
Gene: XKR5
Product: XK related 5
Cellular component (GO): membrane
Source: RefSeq, a predicted model, not a curated record
CGCGAGGCGCGGGCCGCGGGGCCGGCGCGGAGGAUGCACGCGGGGGUCCUGGGCCUCUCCGCCCUGCUGCUGGCGGCCGAGCAGAGCGCGCGCCUCUACACCAUGGUUUACUACUUCACCGCAGGCCGGCUCCUCUGGGGCUGGCUGACCCUUUCUGCGCUACUGCCUGGCUUCUUGGUCCAGGGCCUGAGCUAUCUGUGGUUCCGAGAAGAUGGACAUCAAGGUCACGGCUUGCUGGCGGUGCUGCACCUCCUACAGCUUGGCGUGUGGAAGCGGCACUGGGACGCCGUGUCCACUGUUCUAUCGAGGGAAGAGGAAUCCUCUGGCCGGGGCCAGCUGCUGCUACAGGAGGCCGACCUGUCGGCCCUGCGCCUCUUGGAGGCUCUGCUUCAGGUCGGGCCCCACCUGCUGCUUCAAACAUAUGUCUUCCUCACCUCGGACUUCACCGAUACCGUGCCAGGGCUGAGCGCCCUGUGCUCCUGGUCGGCGCUGUCCUGGGCCCUGGUGUGCUACACCCGCCUCCUGGGCUCUAUGAAGCCCGGCCGCCUCUCCGUGUCCUGGACGGCCCUCGGCUGCCAGCAGCUGUGGAGGAUGGGCAUGUUGGGAUCCCGCGUCCUGAGUCUGGUUCUGUUCUUCAGAGCUUACCACGUCUGGGUUCUGGCUGUCGGAGGUGCCCACUGGCUGGUGAUGACAUUCUGGCUUAUGGCUCAGCAGAGUGACAUCGUGGACGGCACCUGGCACUGGAGGCUGUUCAACCUGCUCGUGGGGGCUGUGUACAUCCUCUGCUACCUCGACUUCUGGGACAGCCCUUCCAGAAACAGGAUGGCCACGUUCUACAUGAUUAUGCUGCUUGAGAACUCCCUCCUUGUGCUGCUGGCCACACACUUCCUCCAGGGGGCGUCGUGGACCAGCCUGUGGGCUGUAGCUGGAAUCUUGUCUGGAUUUCUGAUUGGUGGUGCCUCACUGGUAAUUUAUUACAACCUGCUACAUCCUAAAUCCACAGACAUCUGGCUCAGCUUUGUACGGAAGUCCUGCGGCGUUGUGGGGAGUGAUAAAGCAGAGGGAGACUCUUCUCCCGGGGCCCUGGGUCCAGCUGGGGAGAGACCGGAGAGCCAGGGCACGGGCCAGGAGGAAAGUUACGAGCUACCAGGUCUGGGGAGGCCCCCCAGCCCACAGUGGGGUCCCCCAGAGGCCGGGCUGGAAAGCCAAAUUGCUGGGGAGGGCUCUUUCCUCAGUCACCACCACUGGCUGUUGGUGAAACUUGCCCUGAAAACAGGAAAUGUGUCUAAGAUCUACGCAGUCUUUGGAGAAGACAAUCCUAGCCAUUUUUGUUCCAUUACGUGGGGGGUGAGCCAGCACUGCAACCAGCAGAGGAAGCCCUCGCUUCCCCAGCAAGAGCUUCCCUUGUCACCCCUUGAACCCCUAGCCUCAGAGAAAGGCUCUGAGUCUCAAGCUGCCCUGAGAGUGGAGGCUGACCUGUUGGAAACCUCAAGUUAUGUCUCUUUUGCCAGCAAUAAUUAUGACAGAGCUCCUGCCCAGAGGCUGUCAGCUACACAGCAGGAGGGCCGCCCAGGGGAAGGAGCCGAGGCUAUCUCUGAGGUGCAGGGGAGGGGUGCAGAUGGGUGGCCCAGUGCAGGGGAAGGACAGGACAGCUCCACGCUGUACUUCAGCGCCACUGCAGAAGGGGCCAUGUCCUCACCCCAAGAAGGUGGGCCGGCAGCUCUGCAGAUGUCCCACUCUGGGAGGAGAGUGGGAAGGCACAGCCCCGCCCAGCCUGCCUCACCUCUGCCAGCCACUAAGCCCUUUCCUGUCACCAUGGCCAACAUCAGCCCGAUCUUAGGCCCGGGCUCAGGGAGAAGCGUCCAUCGCAGGGCAGGCUGCCCUGGCAGAGCCCUGGGUGGCUCACAGCACGGGAUGCAGCAGGAGUCGGCGAGUGACCUGAGCCACACAGCCACGGCUGGCUCACAGACCUCACUGCCGAAAAUGAGCCUGAGGCCCGCAGAUGAGCCCUGCCUCACCUCCACCCCCAAGUCCGAGCCCACCCACAGGGGCUGCAGCUGGAGGGACAAGUUUGAGACAAGUUUCUUCAUCUGACCAGUCACAGGGGAGCAAGAAGCGGGCCAGCGGAUCAGGCUGGUCACUGGUGUUGGGACAGGAGGCAUCACACUUCUGACACGUCCACCUGAGCCCACCACCCCCCCUCCAGACCUCUACUCGCACAGCCAGAGAUGAGGGCAGCCCCAGGCUAGAUGCCUUCCCAGAUCGCCUGCCGACACCACCCGCCACGCCUAUGCACUGAGCCGUUCUCCAACAGUGUGGGAGGUGGAAGGAAGGCUUCAAUCAGUAUCAGCUGCUUCUGUUUACAAACUACGUGUUCCUUUUCUCCCUCCUGUGGUUUCUAGGAAACUCAAAGGUAAAACCCAGAGUCCUAUUUUAUUCUGGGUUCUUGUUACAGCUAGCUUCUUCUGACACUGAUUUUAUUAACUUCUCUGUUUGAAAAUGCAUUUUAACUACAUUAUUUUAUGAAAUCUCAUGAUAAGGUAAUGCAAGCCCUGUCUGGAAGUAGAGGAGAAUUGUGUACUUAUAGUAUCACUGUAAACAAGAACGCAGGUGUCAUUGUGAGGUUCCCUUGUCUCUUUGGCAGAACUUGACUGAUAUUCUGUAAAACCCACAGUCCUUCCUGCAGGCUGGCCUGCCAGCAGUUAUUAGUCAGAGCCCUCUUCUCCACGACUGGCUUCAGACUCUGUCCCCUUUAUUUCCAAACUCGGAUCCCUCCUCCAUUCAGUGUGAGACUGUGAUGUAAGCUCAGCCAACAAGGGAAUUAGUGCCCCUUACCCCUUUGCUGUUUCUUUCUAACUCUUCUCCUUAAAGAUGUUAUUUGUAGAUAGUUAUUUCCAUCAUUUUCAAGCCUCCCUUUAUAGCUUGUUAAAGAGGUCCAAUCAGAAACUAUCGAAGCAAAAGACAGGGCACCUGGGGGGCAACCUGCUUGGUGCUGGUGCUUUUUACCUUUUCCAAACACCUCUGGGAUCCAGGACAGUGUCUGAGCCUCAACGAGGAAGUGAAGAGUAACUCAGCUUAGCUCACACGUGGUAAGAGCUUGUACGUUUUCUGCCCUAAGCUUUCAGAUCAUCAGCAACCCUGCUGCCAACCACAUAAACCAACCUGAGAUAGCAAAUGAGUGGCUAAGCACCUUUGUUAACAACAGGUAAACGCGAAGUACAGAGAGUUCAUUAACAGGACAAAAGAUGGCCCACAGUUACUGACUGUGCUAUUAUAUUACAGCACACUUGUUCCUCCACAGCCUCUCAUCCAACCAGGAGCCUGGGCCUAUACAUUGAUUCCUAACAGACCCCUACCCCGUGCUCAUCCUCCAAGACUCAGCUCAAACUCGGCCUCUCCAGAGCCUUCCCUAGCCUUGCCUGCCCCCGGCUGUACUCCACAGUUCCCUGCCCUCUAGUGACCUCUUCCUAAACUCGAAUGAGCCCUUGCACCAAAGGCUAAUUAAGAGUUGCAAAUCCCGACCUGUGUAGCUCCAGGGCCCAGCACAGUACCUGGCACACAGCAGGCACUGGGACACUGGGAGGAGCUCACUCAUCAGUCAUGACUGAGUCACGAGGUGCGGCUUUACAGCAGGUCUAGUCCUCGCAGGCAGCUGUAACCAGAUGCCAUAACCUGGGGGCUAAAACAGAAGACAUUUCUUUCUCACAGUUCUCAAAGUCAGAAGUCCAACAUGAAGGGACUUCAAGGACUUCCCAGCUCUCUUUUAGGUCCUGACCCGAGGGCUGGGUGUGGUGUGGUGAAAACAGAUUUUAUUCAGAGGCCUUCUCAACAGGGGAAGAGACCUCAGUAUCAAACCCGCUGGACUCUGAACCCCAUGCAGUCUCCAAAAGUGGGCUCCCCGGGUCCGGCAGCAAGGGAAGCCAGUCUUGGGCGAUCUGACAGUACCCACCCAGGUCCCCAAAGCAACACCCUCGGCAUCUUCCACAAGCCCUAGAGCACUUACCGCUAAGCCGAGCUGCGACGCAGCUGUUAUAAAUGUGUCUGCUUUUCCCUGCUUCCCUCACCCCUCACACAAGAGGAAAAUAAAGGGAUUUAUUUUUAUCUAUCUAGUUUACUUACACUCUGGAUUGCUGGUUAAUAUCUUUCCAUGGCCUUUGCAGGCACAGUGACGAAAUUCACUGCAAGUUCUUCUAUUAAUAAGCAGGAAAAAUGGAAAAAAAUGUGUAACUCUCUGGGAUGAUGGAUGGUAAUGAGACUCACUGUGGUGAUCGUUUCACAAUAUGUACAAAUACUGAACCAUCAUGUUGUACCCCUGAAUAUAACGCAAUAUGUCAAUUAUACCUCAAUAAAAAAACAAAAGAGAAGCAGAGAAACAAGAGUGGAAGCUUUACAUCUCUGCCCUCCUCUGACAUCAGAAGAGAGCCUAGAAUGAAGACAGCUUUGAAGAUCUUUUAUAACACACACAGGGUGGUCAAGGGGAAAAGAAUCAGAUACGAC